This is a messenger RNA of Conger conger (European conger), 2519 nucleotides long. Its product is annotated as glucose-induced degradation protein 4 homolog. Lineage: Eukaryota; Metazoa; Chordata; Actinopteri; Anguilliformes; Congridae. Gene Ontology annotation, cellular component: GID complex; extrinsic component of membrane. Gene Ontology annotation, biological process: negative regulation of gluconeogenesis; protein catabolic process in the vacuole; protein targeting to vacuole. The transcript has 6 exons. Bases 190 to 840 code for a protein of 216 amino acids. The record is from RefSeq and is a predicted model, not a curated record.
GCUGGGUGGCAUCGUCGAGGUCCCUUAAUAUAGUUUCAGGGACCCUGGACGCAGCCGUGGGCAGCCCGGGGAGGAUUAGUGAGCCGCCAAGCCACCUCGGGAGCGCUCCCCGUUUCCCCACCCCACUUUUUAUUAUCUUUGGGGUGCGUUUCGUUUGCAGUCGGGGCUACCCCGCGUCAAACGGUAAACAUGCCGGUGCGUACCGAGUCCUGCUGUAGCUCCACGGCCUACAUGUCCUCGGCCUCGCUUGUCCCGCCUCCACCGAUUAACACCCAGCAGCCGGGCGUUGCGACCUCACUCUUGUACAGUGGUUCUCAGUUUCGAGGACAUCAGAAGAGCAAAGGGAACUCUUACGACGUUGAAGUGGUUCUACAGCACGUGACAAUGGAGGACUCGUAUCUCUGCGGUUACCUGAAGAUCAAAGGGCUAACGGAGGAGUAUCCAACUCUCACCACGUUCUUUGCCGGAGAGAUCAUCAGCGACAAGCGGCCCUUUCUCACCAGGAAAUGGGACGCAGACGAAGAUGUUGACCGCAAACACUGGGGCAAGUUUCAAGCUUUUUAUCAGUAUGCAAAAACCUUCAACUCGGACGACUUUGAUUACGAGGAGCUGAAGAACAGCGACUACGUCUUCAUGAGGUGGAAGGAACAGUUUUUAGUUCCCGAUCACACCAUCAAGGAUAUCAGUGGUGCUUCAUUUGCCGGCUUCUACUACAUCUGCUUCCAGAGAUCCACAGCUACCAUAGAGGGCUACUAUUACCAUAGAAGUUCAGAAUGGUACCAGUCCCUCAACCUCACCCAUGUCCCAGAACACAGCGUGCCCAUCUACGAGUUCCGGUGACCCCCGCCCCCGCUGCACCACUGGGAGAGAAGGGGGACAUUUUGGCACCGUUCUGAAGAGAAUGUAAAAAGAAGAAAAAAGAAAAAAAUACAAACAAACAAACAAAAAACAACAACAAACAGUGUCGGUCACGGCCUGCAUGUGGACGGACAGACAGGUGGACAGGAGCGGAGCUCCCUGUGAGUGAGGCAAGCCGCCAGCAGGUGGCAGUAUUGAGACGGGAAUCGCUGUUGUCGCUUGGCCUCGUCCUGCCUCCGGAUUCCAGCAGCUUCCACACUGUCCUCGCCCCAGGCCGCCUCUACGUUUUAUCUUACACUGCGAUUGCCGCCACCCCCCCGUUCUCAGUCACUACGUUUCCCACCCACAGAUCGUAAGAUGGAGGCCCAGGCCUGGGUGGUCUUACAGUCCGGAGGGAGUCGUUUUCAUAUCCACACCUUUUUAUCGGCCCGAAGUGGAUUAGCCCUGGCCUCUGUAAUGGAAUGGACCAGCAGGGCCGGUUCACCGUCUCGGAGCUGCGGCUCAGAGGCCUUAAAGACCUCUCCAUUUCUCUACAACUAGAUGUCCCUCCUGAACGACACACGCUGGAGCUGUGUGCAGAGCUACUGCGGCCAGAGGCGGGCGGAUAAGAAGGUUCCGGAGCUUCAUGGAUCCAUGGAUACAGUGCCCCCCGCCGCGCAUGUGUUGCUCCCUGUUUUUGCUCCCUCCUUGACUUGAGAGACAGGCCCACUGCUGUGACUGAGGAUGCACUGCACAUCUCUGAAAGAGUGAGACUUUUCCUUUUUUUUUUCUUCUUUUUUUAUUAUUAUUAUUAUUAUUGUUAUUCUUUUUUAAACUCAUUUCCUGCUUCCUGCUCAACUCACCUCUAUGCAACAGGAGAAGGAUUGCCCGACAAGUAAACAGACCUGGCUGUCAUCAGGCAUGGAGUUCCUAACUUUCGCCAUAACAUGAACAGUAACCAUCAGAGUAUUUUAUGAAUUGUGUGUGUGGGUGUGUGUGUGUGUGUGUGUGAUAUAUGCAGAUAUGGAUAAAUAUAAAGAUACAUGAAAGUAGGUUUAUAUAUAUGAAUGUAUAUAAACACAGUGUUCCAGGUUGUGGAUGUGAUACCCGCCUUGGGAGAGUUCUGUGUGUGGGUUUUUUUAUAUAUAUACAUGGCUGGCCUUCAGUGGUAGUUUCUUGAUAUUGACGCGGGUGAGGGUGGGGCAAUGUGCCGGCUGCUUCCGCUGGAAGAGGACUGAGUGCCGUGCUAAAGUCUGCACCGGUGCGAACAGCGUAAUGGAAGCUUUCCUUGGUAAAGUGGUUUUCACAGUCUCUCGGAAUGGGACCGUGUGACAAUGCGAUAGGAUACAGCCUCCACACGGGUCACGUGCUUCUAAUGGACACAGCAGGUGUCAUUUACAUGCAGGACUUCAAGCGACUUUUAUUUUUGUCUUAAACAGUAUUUGAAGGAACCUUUUUUUUUUUCUUUUUUUUUUUUCGUAAAAGUAUUGUUGGAAACGGGGACAAGGGUUUUAUUUGCGGGUGAAACGCGAGAACAAAGCGAGAACCAUCCUUUCCAGCUUUAGUUGAACCUUCUGCCUUAAGAAAUGACUAAUAUGUUGUACAAAGUACAAUUUUACGGAUAAUGAGAGUAAAUGACCAUUCUCUUACAAAACACAAAUAAAAAUGCUCAUGUCUCAAGA